Molecule: messenger RNA, 765 nt
Organism: Beta vulgaris subsp. vulgaris (sugar beet)
Lineage: Eukaryota; Viridiplantae; Streptophyta; Magnoliopsida; Caryophyllales; Amaranthaceae
Product: 60S ribosomal protein L28-1
Exons: 4
Coding region: 167-616 (149 amino acids)
Biological process (GO): translation
Cellular component (GO): cytosolic large ribosomal subunit; ribosome
Molecular function (GO): structural constituent of ribosome
Source: RefSeq, a predicted model, not a curated record
CAUACAAAGAAAAGCCCGUUUGAAUAAACAAAAACCUAGGGUUUUAUUCAGAGACGACGAUAUAAAACCCUAAUUUGUCGUCCCCUACUCUUCUUUCUCUAAUCUCUCUCCUACAUUUCUGAAAUACUCAAGAACCCUAAUUCCUCUUCGGAGCUUAGGAGAAGAAAUGGCGACAGUACCAGGAGCUUUGAUUUGGGAGAUAGUGAAGAAGAAUAACUGUUUUUUGGUAAAGGAAUUUGGUAAUGGAAGUGCUAAGGUUCAAUUUAGCAAGGAAAGUAACAACCUUUACAACACCCAUUCCUACAAAUAUUCUGGGAUCGCAAACCCCAAGACUGUAGCUGUCCAACCAGCAGGCAAAGAUUCUGUUGUCCUCACUACAACUAAGACUAGGAAGCAGAACAAGCCCGCCAGUCUACAACACAAGUCUGUUAUGAAGAAGGACUUCCGCAGGAUGGUCAAGGCUGUCGAGAACCAGGUCGGUGAUAAUUACUACAGGCCUGACUUGAAGCAAGCAGCCCUAGCUAGGUUGAGCAUCGUGAACAGGAGUCUCCAAGUUGCCAAAUCCGGUGUGAAGAAGAGGAACAGGCAGCCACCUAAGUUCCGCGGCAGGAAGUGAAUUAGGUGUUGAAAUUUUGUCAUACUCUCCAGUAGUAGUGUGUUCUGGACGACUCUUCUAUCUGAAUUUAUAUCCUACUCUUUUUGUAGUUUUUGUUGGAUUUGAGACAGUAUUAUUUUCAGUUUAUGAGAAAUAGACGGCUUGGUUUC